Medioppia subpectinata is the source of this 902-nucleotide messenger RNA. The record is from the annotation of a GenBank genome assembly. Lineage: Eukaryota; Metazoa; Arthropoda; Arachnida; Sarcoptiformes; Oppiidae.
UUUAAUACAACUGUUGGUUGUAUUGAAUGCGACGUGAUUUGGGAUCAGAUGUCAUCACUUUGUUUGCCGACAACACUGUCUAUCAAUUGACUGUCAAUACAACGGAUCCCAUAAAUCCUUUCUUCAGAUACAACAGAUCCCAACCAUUAAACAAGUGGUCGAGUGUUCGCCUAAUGGGUCCCAUUAAUGAAGUUGGAGACUACAGCAUGAAUGGCAAUUGUGGUCAAAAAACAAACGAUAGGAUUAGAAGUAAACUGUAUUUGAAUAAUGAUUACACAAUGGAUACCAUUUAUUGGGUUAAAAGCAACAAUAGUUAUGCCGUAGAGUCUUAUAACAUAAUGGAUAAACUCAAGAGCGAUAAAAGUGAUAAUCAUCUGACCAUUGAUCAGAUCCGGAGUUAUUUGUCACAAACGACGGCCGGCUUUGCAUUCAAUGACUAUUUCUAUUUGUUUGCCGGCAAUCGUGUCUGUCGUCUCAAUAACAGGACUCUUCUGUUUGACGACAACUGUUUGACACAAACCAUCGCUCAAUGGAUUGGAUGCGAUGUAAAGACAAUAAACAAUGGGUUCAGUAAAUAUAUAAAGAUUUUGAUUUUUAUGAUCAUUUUGGUGGUCAUAACUGCACUGAUUAUAGCAUUUAUAACGUAUAAACUUUGGAUGAGAUCUGCGCCAAAAGGUUACCAAAAAUACAAAACCAAACCAAAACCUCGAGAUUAUGUGACCAUCUCUUCGGACACAGAAUCGGAUAAUAAGUCUUUGAAUGCAUCGCAAAGUGAAGACCCGAAGGCAUCGAAGUCUUUGUCUUCGAUGAAAGGCAAGAGACCAACGGAUCUGGAGGUUAAGAGCAAUGAAGGAUCGGUUAAGAGCAAUGAAGGAUCGGUUGGAAGCGUCGGAACAGAUUAA